This is a messenger RNA of Drosophila nasuta, 439 nucleotides long. RefSeq lists its product as uncharacterized. The transcript has 3 exons. The record is from RefSeq and is a predicted model, not a curated record. Lineage: Eukaryota; Metazoa; Arthropoda; Insecta; Diptera; Drosophilidae. The coding region runs from base 185 to 370 and encodes 61 amino acids.
CGCUGUUGUCGCUCCAAAUGCCGGUGCCGCUGCUCCUGUUGUUGCUCCAAAUGAUGAACCAAACAUUCCGCCCGCUGUUCAACAUACAAAAGAGAGAUAACAAUAAAUAUAAAAGGGGUCAACAUUGGCUUUUAGUACAGCUUGGAAGUUGGACACCAGCAGAUGUGUCUUUGUAUUUCUAAGAAUGUCGCUGCUGCUUAUUUUUAUAUUGGUUACAACAUUAUCUGCUCUAGCCUACAUUGGUUAUGUUCUGCACAAGAAAGGAAUUAAUCCAAAGGAAAUACGUGUGAACAGCAUACAGGGAGCAAAGCAACUGCUAACAUUGCCCUCAAAUGCUGGACCUCAACGUUAUUUGGCCAAAAAUGCUUGAAUCUUUACACAAUAAUACAAAUCCCUCUCAGCAACACCUGAGGAAUUGAGGAAAGUACUCACGUUUAGC